Molecule: messenger RNA, 212 nt
Organism: Racocetra persica
Lineage: Eukaryota; Fungi; Glomeromycota; Glomeromycetes; Diversisporales; Gigasporaceae
Source: the annotation of a GenBank genome assembly
GAAACUUAUAAUCGAACCUUUCGAUCAAAAAAAUGUCGGAACUGCAAGCGUCGACCUAACUCUUUCAGAUGAAUUUAGAUAUUUUAUUCAUCAUAAUGGACCGGUUCCAAUUAGUGAUGAAGCCGGCGCUAAAGAUUACCAAAAGUUUUCUCGUGUAUUGAAAGUAGAGGAAGGUAAACCGUAUUAUCUUGGUCCCGGUCAAAUGUGUUUAG